This is a messenger RNA of Chelmon rostratus (copperband butterflyfish), 2511 nucleotides long. It is a transcript of the gene apba2a, whose product is annotated as amyloid beta (A4) precursor protein-binding, family A, member 2a. The record is from RefSeq and is a predicted model, not a curated record. The transcript is spliced from 11 exons. The coding region runs from base 1 to 2511 and encodes 836 amino acids. Gene Ontology annotation, biological process: chemical synaptic transmission. Gene Ontology annotation, cellular component: dendritic spine; plasma membrane; cytoplasm. NCBI's taxonomy places the organism in Eukaryota, Metazoa, Chordata, Actinopteri, Chaetodontiformes, Chaetodontidae. Gene Ontology annotation, molecular function: amyloid-beta binding; protein binding.
AUGGCUCAUGGAAAAAGGCCAGGAACCAUUUCCAAAAUAUUGGCUCCCAGCCCUCCACCGUGCCCCGGUCUAGGACUCUCUACACAGAGCCAGGAAGAGCAGCGAGGCUUGGUGAGCGAGGCGUCCGAGCAACCACCGUGUACCUUGAAGGAUGAUGACAACGACCAGCUGACUCCUCCUGUUCCUGCAAGCCACUAUUACAUGAGCUGUGACCCUAGUCCUGAGGACAUGGAGGACACCUGCUCUGAGUACGACAACGUGGGCUCUGAUGUGGAGCAGGACUAUGAUGAGGUGCUGCACUUAAACCGAGAGGGCGUAGUGGACACGAGGUACUACAAGCAGUACAGUCCUGAGGAGGGUGGCUAUAUAAAGCAUGCAGUAGGUGAUAAUAUUAAUGAGAACAGCAGCGCUGCUGACCAGUUCGCUCCCAGGCCUCGUCACAGCACAGAAAUAUGUGAGGGAUCACAAUCAGACACUAAGCCUCACAAGACGGGCCAUCGCUUUAGGUCGCAUUGUGCUCCGGCUGCUGGGGAUGAAGCAGAGAGGAAGGUGGAAAAGGGCCAGGAGAACAGGUUCUUCUUCAGUGAUGGAGAUGAGAUAGAAGAGGUGCUGGAUGGAGCCAAAUUUAUAGAGGAUUUAGAGGAGACUGAGACCAGUGUUCAAAGGCAGACUUACCUUUAUCAGGACAAUGACAAUGAACGAAUUAGAAAGGGAGGUGAUGAAAGGGAAAAAGAAGAUGACACUCGAGUCGCAAGAAACCAGAAUAUCCCAGGAGGCGGUAAGAAGUGCGAGGUGUCUCACAUGGGGUCCAAGGAGAAAGAGAGGCAGGGUAAAGGACGAGGGAGGAGGGGACCGGCGGAGGACAUGGAGCAUGUUGUCUCUGGGAUCAAAGGAUGCAGCGUCAAUAGCAAUGAACAGCGUCCAAAGACGGCUUCAAAGGACUGCAAAAAAGUGGCCGUGCGGACCAAAGCUAGGUCUGGUUCCAGUAAGCAACUUCCUCCUCCACCGCCUCGUCAGUCCCAUGCUCAGUCGCCUGCCGACGCCCAGAAGGCCCAGCCUCGUAGAGAGACUCCUCCCGUUCCCAGACCCAGUCCUCCCUCUGCUGCCAGCCGGGAGAGCGAACCCAGGGUUAUCAAACCAUCCCGGGCUCCUCAUCCCACACCGGAACAACAGAGGGAGCCUCUUGAGGAGAGGCAGAGACGGCCAGAGAAACCCCAGCAGGUUGAGAAGCCGAGCACAGCUGUGACACCAGAGGACGUGCCAGAGCAGCCAGGGAGGCCUCAGUGUCCAGAGCUCGUCCCUGCGGAGGAGAGCGACACACCCAAGAAAACACAGGAAGCUGCUGCAUUCCCCAGCUUUGAGGAUGUCCCAGGCCCCUGUGAGCCAGAAGAUCUUAUUGAUGGGAUCAUCUUUGCUGCUAACUACCUUGGCUGCACUCAGGUGUUGUCUGAUAAAAAUCCAUCCAAGUCUGUCCGCAUGUCCCAGGCCCAUGAAGCUGUCAGUCGCAUCAAGAGCCAAGAUGAAGACUCUCAAAUGAUGACAGAGGUGGACCUGUUCAUCUCCACUAAAGCUGUCAAAGUGCUGAAUGCUGACACACAGGACACGAUGAUGGACAGUGCCUUGCGUACCAUCUCCUACAUCGCCGACAUUGGCAGUAUUGUGGUUCUGAUGGCACGGAGGCGCAUGUCUCAGGCCUCAUCGGAGGAUUUCGCUGAAUCUCCCGACUCUGCCAGCGAAGGGAAGAGUCAGUACAGGAUGAUCUGCUAUGUCUUUGAAUCAGAGGAUGCGCAGCUCAUUGCACAGUCCAUCGGUCAGGCCUUUAGCGUGGCCUACAGAGAAUUCCUGCGAGCCAAUGGCAUCAACCCCACCGACUUGAGCCAGAAACAAUACAGUGACAUCAUCAACUCCCAGGAAAUGUACCACGAUGACCUCGUCCAUUUCUCAAACUCAGACAACUGUAAAGAGCUGUACGUGGAGAAGCAGAAAGGGGAGAGCCUCGGUGUGGUGAUCGUGGAGUCCGGUUGGGGCUCCAUUCUGCCCACCGUCAUCCUGGCCAGUAUGCUGAACAGCGGCCCUGCAGCCCGCUCUGGAAAACUCAGCGUUGGGGACCAGAUCAUGUCCAUCAACGACACCAGCCUGGUGGGGCUGCCACUAGCCACCUGUCAGGGCAUCAUCAAGGGUCUGAAGAAUCAAGUAAAGGUAAAACUGAGUAUUGUGAGCUGCCCCCCUGUCACCACUGUCCUCAUCAAGAGACCUGAUCUCAAGUUCCAACUUGGUUUCAGCGUGCAGAAUGGCAUUAUCUGCAGUCUGAUGCGAGGAGGCAUAGCCGAGCGAGGCGGUGUUCGUGUUGGACACAGAAUCAUUGAAAUAAACGGUCAGAGUGUUGUUGCCAUGGCACAUGAGAAGAUUGUCCAAACCCUGUCUGUCUCAGUGGGUGAGAUCAACAUGAAGACGAUGCCUGCUGUGAUGUUCAGACUGCUGACAGGACAGGAGACGCCUAUCUACAUAUAG